GCCGAGUUCUUUCAUCUCAGUGGGCUUGCGGUACAUAAAGCCCUCGCCUCUUCCUCGCGGCAAUCCCGUUUCUGCCUCGCUUUCUGCUUUCUCGCCCGAGCCCAUCCCACCCCGUCCCUUCAGGACUACCAUACGCUUCUACUGUCGCCAAUCCUCGCUUACUGCGCGGCAAGCGUUUCCUUACGUUUUGACUUUUUGACGCAAGCGCGCGCCUACACGUUCACGUUCACCUUUACCGAGCGCUUCAGUGCUGUAUUACCACACACGAAGUCUAAACCAACGGAUCAAGCCACGAUGCACGCUACGACUUCCUUUCUGCUCCCUUCGUCCCUGGUCCUGUUCCUCCUGUGUGGACGGCUCGGGUCGGUCGACGCUCGAGCGUAUUGUAACCUCAAAUCUCCGCAGGCCGUAUUCUCGACUGGCGGCGGGACCUCGCCCUCGGGGUCGGGUGGCGGUGGCGGUGGCUCAGGAGGGGGCGGAUCGGGAGGUGGAGGAACGGGGUCGGGUGGGGGAGAUGGAGGGGGGAGCGGGAGUGGAGGAGGCGGGGUGUGCGCGGAGGACCGCGUGUUUUCGACGUGGUAUGCGGGCUGGCACGCGGACGAGUUUCCGCCGGACAAGGUCAGCUGGGACAAGUACACGCACGUCACGUACUCGUUUGCAACGACGACGGAUAACUCAUGGGAUCCGCUAUCGCUCGCUGACUCAGACGCGAAGCUGUUACCAACGUUCGUAUCCGAAGCGCAUAAGAGUGGCGUAAAAGCGAUUCUAUCCCUCGGCGGCUGGGGCGGAUCACAGUUCUUCUCGACCGCGAUGGGUUCCGCGCAGAACCGGACGCGCUUCGUGCAAGAGCUUCUGGAGAUCGUCUCUGAGUACGACCUGGACGGCGUUGACUUCGACUGGGAGUACCCCGGCCGCCAAGGAGAAGGCGAUAACACCGUCUCGUCCUCGGAUGCGAGCAACUUCCUCACGACGCUCCGCCUCCUGCGCACGGCGCCGUUGGCGGCCAACAUGACCGUCAGCGCCGCUGUCUCCCUCACGCCCUUCGCUGGGUCGGACGGUAGCCCGAUGGACGAUGUAUCGAAGUUCGCCGAGGUGCUGGACUACAUCGAAAUCAUGAACUACGACGUCUGGGGCACCUGGCUCGACGCCGGCCCCGGUCCGAACGCCCCGCUGAACGACACCUGCACCACCGACGGCCAAGGCUCGGCCGUCUCCGCGCUCGCAGCCUGGACGCGUGCCCAGUUCCCCGCGGAGCAGAUCGUGCUCGGCGUCGCGUCCUACGGACGGUCCUACAAUGUCACACCGACCUCGGCCGAGCUCACCCAGGCCAAGUCCGCCGGGGAGGGCGUCGUGCGAUGCCCGACGUUCGACAAGGACGUGGCGAGCCAGAUGGGGAGCGGGGAUAGUAACGGGUGGGACGGGAACGAUGGCGGGGAGGACCAGUGCGGGGGGAGUAUACCCGUCGAUGGAAUAUGGGACUUUUGGGGGUUGAUCACCGGCGGACUGUUGGAUGGAAACGGGACGGCGGCGGAGGGAAUGUUGUAUACGUUCGAUAACUGCUCGCAGACGCCGUACAUCUACUCGCCUGCGUCCUGGGUGCAAGUAUCGUACGACGACGCGCGCUCGUUCGACGCCAAGGGGCAAUUCAUUGCGGAGCAGGGUCUUCUAGGCUUCGCCAUGUGGGAAGCUGGAGGAGAUUACAACGACAUCCUCUUGGACUCCAUCCGGACCGCCAUCGUGACCCGGGAGACGUGUUGAGCUCAACACGGCCCCUCUCUCAUUCCUUUACCGUCAAGUUCAAGAAGGUCGUCGAGGUCCCCACUCGUGACAGCUCCCGAGGGAACGACUCUUGCCUAACUGGCAACGUCGCUCAAGAGCGUCCCUGUCGCCCACUUCUGAACCAUAGGUUCUUCAUCGACGUCCUCGACCUGAUGCUCACGGGGAUCAAGCCAAGAAAAUAUGGUCAGCUGGGCUGUAUAUGGUGUAAACUACCGUGGGGUUGAAUGGUCUCGCGGGGGUGUAGCCUCGACUCGCGGUGAGCAUCGAGCAGGACAUGUAUCAAUUUUUGUUAGGGUAUAUAUGGUUGUAUGUAUUGGUAGUGUGUCGCGGGUAGGACGGUCGGAAUACAAGAAGUUUGAC
Punctularia strigosozonata HHB-11173 SS5 is the source of this 2139-nucleotide messenger RNA. Its product is annotated as glycoside hydrolase. The transcript has 6 exons. Gene Ontology annotation, cellular component: extracellular region. Gene Ontology annotation, molecular function: chitin binding; chitinase activity. Gene Ontology annotation, biological process: carbohydrate metabolic process; chitin catabolic process. The coding region runs from base 295 to 1758 and encodes 487 amino acids. NCBI's taxonomy places the organism in Eukaryota, Fungi, Basidiomycota, Agaricomycetes, Corticiales, Punctulariaceae. The record is from RefSeq and is a predicted model, not a curated record.